CAGCACACAGGGCCGGGCUGCAAGAGCAAGAAGGCAGGAUGUUGUCAAGGCCAAAGCCGGGAGAGUCUGAGGCAGAUCUGCUGCACUUUCAAAAUCAGUUCCUGGCAGCCAGAGCUUCACCUGCAGUGAAGAUUGUGAAGAAAGCAGACAAGCGGAAGGGGGAGGAAGGGAGCACAGAUACUGAGACACGUCCACUGAAGGACCACAAGGAUGUAGUCAUGUUGGAUGAUUUUCCUGAUACUCUCCCAACUCUAACUCCAGCUCCUCCAAAAAAGUCCAAGAUCAAAAGUGCCUGUGUCCACUUCGAGGAUGAAGAUCCAGAGGAAAGAUUGGAGAGUCAUGAUCAACACAUUACAGCAGUCUUCAGCAAAAUUAUUGAACGCGACACAAGUGCACUAGCAGUGACAAUGCCAGUGCCCACAGGAGACCCAUUUCCAAGGACGUUUCACCGCUCUGAGAUAAAAAGUGAGGUGAAGGUGGGAUCUGGAAGAAAAAGCAUCUUUGCACAAAAGAUGGCAGCGAGAAGAGCUGCCGAAAAGGCAGCAACAACUCCCUCUGCUGCUGAGUGUGUGCAAAUAAGAUCAGCUGCUCCGGAUGCCCUGGAUCCUGAGGGAUCAGCAGGAGGGGCACCUGUCCCCAGGAUCAGGGUUGGUAAAGCUGGUGACUUUCUGAUCUCUCAGCGGCCUUGUCUUAUAACGGGAGAGGGUCUUGGAAGCCAAAAGAGUGAGCAGGAAGCUCAAGCUAUUCACAAAGAGAACUUGGAGAAGCUGCGGUCCAUGUCUGAGGAAGAGAUUCUGCAGGAGCAGGAAAAGCUUCUGGCUCAGCUGGAUUCCAGUUUAGUUGCUUUCUUAAAGUCACGACGUGGUGGCAAUGAAGGCCAGAAAAGGGAAUUAAAAAUGGAACAGAACAGAGUGGAGGAGUUUGUGAAAUCUCUGCCUAUGGCUCAGCAUGGUGUAGGAUCAUCUCUUUCCAUGCAGGAGGCGAGUCUGGAAGAAUCUGUAAGGAAGGAAGAAAAUAUGAAGAUAGAAGUGACAGAUGAUGAUCUGCCUGUGAAGCCCAAGAAGGAAUGGAUUCACAUGGACAAUGUGGAGUUUGAGAAGCUGGAAUGGAUGAAGGAUUUGCCCUCACCCCGGCAGAAGAAAACCAAAAAGGGAAUGCAAGCUCGAUUCAGUUUAAAAGGAGAAUUGAUUCCUGUAGAUGCUGAUUUACCGACACAUCUAGGCCUGCAUCACCACGGAGAAGAGGCAGAGAGGGCUGGUUAUUCUCUCCAAGAGCUCUUUCAUUUGUCUCGCAGCCAAGUUAUUCAACAGAGGACACUGGCUCUACAGGUCUUGGGUCAUAUUGUUCAAAAGGCCAGGGCUGGAGAGUUUGCUUCUUCCUUGAAGGGCAGUGUUCUGCACCUGCUGCUUGAUGCUGGGUUUCUCUUCUUGCUGCGCUUCUCACUGGAUGAUGCAGUGGAUAAUGUCAUGGCUGCAUCUGUUGGCGCUCUCCGGGCUCUGCUGGUGUCCCUUGAUGAUGAGAAAUAUCUUGAUUGGACUUUCUCAUGGUACCAAGGGAUGGCUGCAUUCCCCUUUGUCCCCAACAGUGAGGAGGAAGAAGAGGAAGAAGAGGAAGAGUUAAAUGGAACAGAGAAGUCUCGAGAUAAAAAAAUAAAGGAUGAAAACAAGCCAGAUCCAGAUGUGGCCCGAUAUGAUGUUGUAAAGGGACUUUUGAAGACACGGAUCCAGCACCGGCUGAGGUACAUCCUGGAGGUGGUACGACCUGUUCCAACAGUAGUCCUGGAUAUACUGCACAUCCUCACCCACAUAGCAAGGCACUCCUCUGAAGCAUGCAGCCAGCUGCUUGACUGUCCUCGGUUGAUUGACACCAUUGUAAGGGAAUUUCUCCCUACUCAGUGGGAUCCCAAAGUGGCUGAACCAGGGCAUUUACUCACCAGCCUCCAUGGAGUUGCUUGUGCCACUGCUAUGAAGUUCAUCAGAGUAUUGGCAUCUGGAGGCCGAAAUGCAACAGCCAGGCUGCUUAACAAAUUUGAAAUGAAAAGUCGGUUAAGUCGAUUUAUAGCUGAAGACCCGCUGGAUCUGCUUCUGCCAAGGGAAGAAGCCAUCAGGCUAAGCACCGAAGCCUUCCGGUUGUGGGCUGUGGCAGCUGGCUAUGGUCAGGCCUGUGAUCUCUACAGGGAUCUCUACCCCGUGCUGGUGAGAAUACUGCAGUCCCUGCCUGAAUUGCUCAGCACUUGCCGUGGGAAGAGCCCUAUGAUUGAGUUGUCUGUCCAGCGAGCUACAGCAGUAGUUACUCUGCUGAUACAUGUGACGCAAACAGCAGGCUACGCGGCAGAGCUGCAGGCCAAGAUGAGCAGUAAUAGUUCAGAAGAUGGUGAACAGAUUCCACCUCCUCCGGUAGCAUGGAAUCAAGUGUCAGGCUUACAGCCCUUUCUUGAGACCAGUCUGAAACAAUUCCUCCAGGAGAUAUCCCAGACAGAAACUUGGCAAACUCUCCAGCCUCUGACCACAACUUAUGUGAUCUACCUGGGAGUUUAUUACAGUGCCUGCAGCCAACAGCCAUCAGUCAAUCCAAUCGACUGCUUAGAGGAACUGGAACGUUUGACAUCUGAGGUGCUGCAGCCCCUUCUCAGCCAGCCAGCCAUGCACAGCAUGUGGGACUUGCUCAGGCCAUGUUCUGCUUUGUGCAACCCUCUGUCCUGUUCCCCAGCACCAGAAUCUGUCUUCAGCAUUGCAUCUCUGAGUUGCACUGGAGGGAAACCUCCUUUGAGCCUGGUGGGGUCCAAGUCACCUUUCCCCUUCCUCACUGCCCUCCUAUUUCUCAUCAAUAGCAUCACUCACAUUCACAAAGGAUUGACCAGCAAGUACAGCUCUGUGCUGGGCUUCAGAGGCUUGAAGGAUUAUCUGCAUCAAAGCUGGCAGACGGGACCUCCCUCUGUAACUCCCUCAUCUGCGUGGAUCCUGCGCCAUGAAUAUCAUCUGCAGUACUUUGUGUUGGCAUUGGCUCGGAGAAUGGCAAGCACUUGUCCGGAUUAUGCCCAGCAUGCCUCACUCUAUCACUGUGUUGCCAUGGCAUUGCUAAGCCGUCUGUUGCCAGGGAGUGAGCAUCUGGCUUACGAGGUCUUACUGGAUCUUGCCUUUAAUCCAGAAUUUCUUCC
Molecule: messenger RNA, 3157 nt
Organism: Balearica regulorum gibbericeps (East African grey crowned-crane)
Lineage: Eukaryota; Metazoa; Chordata; Aves; Gruiformes; Gruidae
Source: RefSeq, a predicted model, not a curated record